Messenger RNA from Larimichthys crocea (large yellow croaker), 2127 nucleotides. RefSeq names its product ring finger protein 214 (gene rnf214). Gene Ontology annotation, molecular function: ubiquitin-protein transferase activity. Bases 249 to 1958 code for a protein of 569 amino acids. The transcript is spliced from 6 exons. NCBI's taxonomy places the organism in Eukaryota, Metazoa, Chordata, Actinopteri, Sciaenidae. The record is from RefSeq and is a predicted model, not a curated record.
UUUGCGCUGUUUCAGACGGGUCAUUUUCAGCGACACACGAUCAUCAUUUCCGUGUUCAUAGAAAAUCACUGGCGGCAGCAGUAAAGUAAAACUACAGCUGAUGUGGCUCACGCGUGUGUUUUAAAACCACGGUGUCUGCGCUGGGGUAGUUGUUAGGUAGCUGCGGAGCAAAGCCUGCGUGUUUGUGAGACAGAAAAGUCAAAGCAGAGCCGGGUUCAACUUUCAGCUCCGGUUGUAGUUUCGUUAGCAUGGACGCUAACGGGGCGACGGCUAGCGUGGCCUCAGAGGAAGAGCACGUCCAGGAGGAGGAGGAGGAGGAGGAGGAGGAGGACCUGGAGUCAGCAAACAUCACGGUGGAAGACCUGCUGCAGAGGGUGCAGGCUGUGCAGACGGACAAGACAACAGAAGACUUGGGUGUCAACACGGACUCCGACUGGGAGAGUAAAGUGGCGGCCAUGUUGGAGUACAGCUCCAGCCUGACAGAGCAAUAUGACAGUCUGAUGAGGAAGCAGGACGAGCAGGAGGUGUCGCACGAGAAGGACAAACAACAACUGCAGAAGAAGAAGGAAGAGGCCACCCGCCACCACCAGGGUCUUCUGGACAAACUGGAGUCUCUGCGAGUUAAACUGCAGCUGAACAACUCCAAGGCCACCAGGAAGAACUUCUUAGCCAAGAAACAGGAAAUGAUGUCAGAGAAAAACAGAGCAAUGGAGGAGAGGAACAGGCUGGCCAAAGAGCUCGAGGAGAGCUCGAAAAAGCUAACUGCUCUCACAGAGGAGCAGAGCGAGGAGCAGAGGAGGUGGCAGGAGGAGCUGGAAGAGCUGAGGCAGGAGAUGGAGCGAGUGAGGAAGGCGCAGGAGGUCGAGCUGCUGGCCUUACAAGAUGAGAUCGUCGCUGUGGAAAAGCAGAGAGACGUCGCCAUGGCUCGCAUCGAGGCCUGGCUGAAAGAGGUGGCACAGUACCUGCACACUCUCAGGGUGGAAUGUCCGCAGCAGUAUCCACAGGAGAGACAGAAGUGGGAGAAGACGGAAAGUUUGGUCCGGAGAAACCAGGUAGAGCUUCAGAGCCGUUUCCAGGAGGUUCUGCAGCAGCUCCAGCAGGGUCGCGAGUUAGAGUCCCUCCCGAGGAUCAACGUACCGACUCUGCCGCAGGUCCCGCAGGCGGACCUGAAAUUCAAUCAGGUGAUGCAGUCACUGGUCCGCCCUCAGUACAUGCCCCCUCCUGCUCCUCUAAGUCCAGUGAACCGACCCCUCCCUCCCCAGAGACAUCCACACUUCUACCAGCAGUACCCGCCCCCUCACCAUCCACAGUACCGUCACCGCUACCACCACCCGCCACCCCCCCAUCAUUUCCAACCCCAACACCUACCUCCGCACCAAUUACAGCCUCCCUUCCCACCUCAGCCUCAGUUCCAGUCCCACAUCAGAGUACCACUGAGGGUGACUCCCCCACCCAAUCUCUCCCCGUCCCCUCCAGUUCAGCAAAUACAACCUGUGGUUCCUUCCCCACCUCCCCCUGCUGCAGCCACCUCUGCCGGGAAACUAGACAAGGUCCUGGAGAAACUCGGGACUCGGUUCCCUCAGUGCAACAGGGCUCAGCUGACGUCACUGCUCCAGCAGGUAAAGAGCUCCCGCGGUACACUCGCUGGCAUGUCCAUGGAGGAGGUCAUCGAGCAGGUCGGCUUCAAGCUAGUGCAGAACGAGAGGUCAGCCCCGGGGCCCAUCAGUAGGCCCACGCCCCCUGGCCCCAUCCAGAGGCCGACACCUCCCCUCCAGAGAACAGCAGCAAGUGGAGGUCAGGCUGUCAUGGCACGCAAACUCUGCCUGAUGUGUCAGAACCACGUGGAUCCAGAGAGCCGCCACCCACUGAGCUGCUCCCACACCAUCCACAAAGACUGCAUCAGAGUGUGGCUGCAGUCCAGCAAGAACAACUCCUGUCCCUUCUGCCCGGGGAAGUGACGGAGAAACCAAAGUGGUUAAACUUCAACUGUGACGCAGAGCCAUUAAGUAUUAAUAUUGUUAUUAUUAUUUUUAUAUUCAAAAGUGAAUCAGUUCACAGCAGAUCUGUGUAUUCAAUAGCUGUUUUUUGUAAAUUACAACCUACAAUAAAGAUCAUUAAAAAAAUAAA